AUGCCGAACCCUGGCGGCCAACAUGCUGGCUCAAAUGCUGCGCUGGAGAGGUCCGUUUUCCCUAAUCCAACCAAGACAUCGGGUUUGCUUGUCGCAAUCGACUUCACUGUCGACCGCAAAGGAUAUUAUGACCCAAGACUGCGCGACCUUCGCAUGAUGCCCCAACCGCACCGGCCGAGACGGGGUAUAAUCCCGGUCCGGCUUUCACGGGGGAGGGAGAGCUCCACCUCCACCGCCAUCACGCGACCACGCCGCAGCCCGUUGUCGCCUCUCACCCUCCUGCUCUAUGCAGCUGUGUUCAUCUCGGGUGUGCUGUCGGACGAGAGGGAUCCCGUAGCGGACUUCUGCAGGAGGUUUGGACAUCAGACGGCCGUCGUCGAUCGGAAGUUAUACAUCGAUGGCGGCUUCAUAAAUUAUAGUCCCCUGCCAGAUAAUCCCACGAACUACACCAAUACCUUCCUAUCGUAUCAGGACCUCGACCAUAAUGGGUUCGGCGGCAUGCCACAGCUAUAUUCGAACCUGUCAAAGAAUGCGACAAUCCCUAGCGUGAAUGGAGGCAUCCUGUGGGCAGACGAUGUUAACAAGAAAUUCUACCUUUUCGGUGGCGAGUACUAUCAGACACCGCCAAACGAACUCGCCCUCUACGAGUACGACACGCUGAACAACGACUGGAACAUCAUCCAGAACCCGCCGUUGAGCCUGAACAGCCCGAGCUAUGGAGCGGGCGUGUCGGUAUCAGACCUCGGAGAGGCCUACUACUACGGCGGCUGGCUGAGCAACAAUUCCGUCCCCAACUGGACGGGGCCGCGCAUGGCAACGACAGGGCUGAUCAACUAUAGUAUGGAUCAGAACCAGUGGAGUAACAUGACGGGGCCAGACAAUAUUGGACGUGCAGAGGGUGCCAUGGUUUACGUCCCCGUGAGCGAUAGUGGCAUGCUGAUCUACUUCGGCGGAGUACAAGCCAAUGCGAAUGGGACUAUCACGGGCCAGCCGAUGGACCAGAUAUUCGCCUUUGAUAUCGCAAGCUCGAAGUGGUACACGCAACGAGCUACCGGGGAGGUACCCGCCAUGCGCUCAAAAUUCUGUGCUGGGGUUACGUGGGCUUCUGAUCAGUCGAGUUUUAACGUAUACCUCUAUGGGGGCGCCGGCAUGCCUCCCAACACUUCGGGCUUCGACGAUGUCUACAUCCUCUCGAUGCCCAGCUUCACCUGGAUAAAGAUGUACCCAGCGAACAGCACACUCGAGCAGUACCCCCACAACACUCUUACCUGCAACGUAAUCGACAACGCGCAGAUGCUCAUCAUCGGCGGCACAUUCCCUCUGGAUGAUCAAACCUGUGAUUCGCCUGAGCAAUUUGGGACCCAUGGCCUUGAUUUGGGUGAACAGAAUCCGGACGAGAGCCCGUGGUACCUGUACCGCCGCAAUUUAACACAUUACGUCGUCCCGUCACUGAUUUCCUCGGUGAUCGGCGGGAAUGCCCAAGGCGCAGCAACGAAGACCAGCCCGCAAAACGGCUUCGACACGCCGGACCUCAAGAUCCUCAUGGCGCGCAGGUUCACGGCGCCGGUCCGAGCACCCACCCGCGUUGUCUCGCCAACCUCCACGCCUCCAGCGUCGACAUCCCUGUCCAACGGCGCUAUAGCCGGCAUCGCCGUCGGCGCCGCCGUGGGGCUCACCGCGCUGCUGCUCGGCGCCUGGCUGUGCCUACGCCGGCGCCGGCAGCAGGACAAGGACGACUUCUCCAAGAUGCGCACCUCGUCCGUCGCCCCCAUGCGCAGCAACACAUACUCGCAGGGCGGCUCAGGCCUGGCCUGGAGCCCUGACGGCAGUCUGCCCGCUUCGGCCCCCGUCAGCCCGACCUAUGGGCCCGGCCAGUACGGCGGCAAUCCCUGGCUCCAGCAGCCGCCCUCCGGCGGCCCGCCCCUGAUACCUAAUUACCCCCAGGAGAUGCCGGCCAACAUCCACGAGACCGGCGUCAGCGAGAUAUACGACCAGCCACCGCCGCCGGUCAGUGCCACCGGGACGGGGAGCUUCGGCAGCAACGGGCCCGGCAGUCCCGGGUUCGUCGUCAGCCCGUACUCGGCGGCGGGCGGGGACCCGACCAAGUCCGGCAACGAGUACGGGUGGCCGAGCCCCGUGCGCGAGGGCGCGCAACCGCCGCCGCCACCCCCCGCCGGUCUUAUCAGGACCGCCGACGACGGGACAGGCAAUGUGUACGCCGCCGGGGGCUUCGGGCCGCAGGAGCUCAGCACCGAGCCCCCGCACGGCGGCGAGCACCGGGGCUCCAGCUGGUAUGAGGAGGGCCGGCGGCACGAGACGUAUUAUCACCGGUGA
Messenger RNA from Neoarthrinium moseri, 2334 nucleotides. RefSeq lists its product as uncharacterized. The record is from RefSeq and is a predicted model, not a curated record. Gene Ontology annotation, molecular function: protein binding. The coding region runs from base 1 to 2334 and encodes 777 amino acids. The transcript has 5 exons. Lineage: Eukaryota; Fungi; Ascomycota; Sordariomycetes; Amphisphaeriales; Apiosporaceae.